UUCCACUGCCAGGCUGUGGAAAGCCAGCCAGUGCUGAACAUGAGCUGUAACAUGGAUCCAUGCUUCAGGUGGCACACAGAAUCCUGGAAUGAGUGUUCAGCUUCAUGUGGAGGGGGCACUCAGAAAAGGCCCGUGCAGUGCAUCAGGGUGGACGACCAUGGAACCAAGGAGGAGAAUUGGUGCGAGCAGGAGACCAAGCCUCCAGAUUCUCAGAGAUGCAACCUACAAAAAUGUGUGAAAAAUAUUGGCUCACCCUGCAGCAAGGACAGACUGUCCAUGAACUUCUGCGAGAAGGUGCGAGAUAUUGGCAGAUGCUCUGCGCCUUCAGUGAGGAUUCAAUGCUGCCAAACGUGCAAAAGAUCUUUGGCUGCCAGCACAAUGGAGCGUGAGAAUUAAUCAAAUCCGAAUCGUCACCCAAAUAAAAACUGAACUUGCUAAGAUGGACUUUGGAAAUAAAGAAAAAUCUUCUACAAUUUCCAGCAUGAUCUAUGGACUAUAAUUUAAACCUUCCCAGAGGCAAGGCAGCCUUUUCAAACAUUUGGACUCAUUAUUUUUGUUAUGUUCUAUAUAUUAUCCUUUUUUUUUUCUUUUCUAUACCUGUUGGCAGUUCCUUUAAUUUCAUUUUCC
Messenger RNA from Thamnophis sirtalis, 627 nucleotides. Lineage: Eukaryota; Metazoa; Chordata; Lepidosauria; Squamata; Natricidae. The record is from RefSeq and is a predicted model, not a curated record.